Molecule: messenger RNA, 306 nt
Organism: Porites evermanni
Lineage: Eukaryota; Metazoa; Cnidaria; Anthozoa; Scleractinia; Poritidae
Source: the annotation of a GenBank genome assembly
GAGGCUCAAAAUUCAAAGUCCUCUUCAGAAAGCGCCGAAGGGGCUUUUGACUCCUCGGCCGCAGUAGUUUCACACGAUGGCCCUUCUACUAAUGAGCCUCACGAGGAGGAGUUUAAGCUCCCUUCGGUGUUCGAGGAAAGCGAAAGGCUUGGGCCUGAAGUGGCUGAGGUCAUUGCUCAACGUGUCGAUGACGCAUGCUCAAAAAGAGCCAUGGAUUCAAAGUUAAAGGAUCUGUACGAGAAGUAUAAGACUCCUGCUAAUUGUAAAUACUUGUGUGAACCAAAAAUUGUGGCACGAUUUGUCUAA